Molecule: messenger RNA, 7658 nt
Organism: Cercocebus atys (sooty mangabey)
Lineage: Eukaryota; Metazoa; Chordata; Mammalia; Primates; Cercopithecidae
Gene: MYO7A
Product: myosin VIIA
Exons: 46
Coding region: 303-6545 (2080 amino acids)
Cellular component (GO): myosin complex; cytoskeleton
Molecular function (GO): protein binding; cytoskeletal motor activity; ATP binding
Source: RefSeq, a predicted model, not a curated record
AGGGGAGGGCAGCAGUGCUGGCUGGACAGCCGCUCUGGGCAGGAGAGAGAGGGAGAGACAAGACACACACACAGAGACGGCGAGGAAGGAAAAUAUCCAGAGGGACGCCCAGAGCGAGACUCGGAGCCAGACAGAGGAAGAGGGGACGUGUGUUUGCAGACUGGCUGGGCCCAUGACCCCAGCUUCCCGAGUCCUCCGUGCAGGUGGCAGCUGUACCGGGCUGGCAGGCCACUGAGAGUGAGCAGCUGGGCCCCAGAACUGUGCCUGGCCCAGUGGGCAGCAGGAGCUCCUGACUUGGGACCAUGGUGAUUCUUCAGCAGGGGGACUAUGUGUGGAUGGACCUGAGAUCGGGGCAGGAGUUUGAUGUGCCCAUCGGGGCAGUGGUGAAGCUCUGCGACUCUGGGCAGAUCCAGGUGGUGGACGACGAAGGCAAUGAACACUGGAUCUCCCCGCAGAACGCAACGCACAUCAAGCCUAUGCACCCCACGUCGGUCCACGGCGUGGAGGAUAUGAUCCGCCUAGGGGACCUCAACGAGGCGGGCAUCUUGCGCAACCUGCUUAUCCGCUACCGGGACCACCUCAUCUACACGUAUACGGGCUCCAUCCUGGUGGCCGUGAACCCCUACCAGCUGCUCUCCAUCUACUCACCAGAGCACAUCCGCCAGUAUACCAACAAGAAGAUUGGGGAGAUGCCCCCCCACAUCUUUGCCAUUGCUGACAACUGCUACUUCAACAUGAAACGCAAUAGCCGUGACCAGUGCUGCAUCAUCAGUGGGGAAUCUGGGGCUGGGAAGACGGAGAGCACAAAGCUGAUCCUGCAGUUCCUGGCAGCCAUCAGUGGGCAACACUCAUGGAUUGAGCAGCAGGUCUUGGAGGCCACCCCCAUUCUGGAAGCAUUCGGGAAUGCCAAGACCAUCCGCAACGAUAACUCAAGCCGUUUCGGAAAGUACAUCGACAUCCACUUCAACAAGCGGGGCGCCAUCGAGGGCGCCAAGAUUGAGCAGUACCUGCUGGAGAAGUCGCGCGUCUGUCGCCAGGCCCCAGAUGAAAGGAACUACCACGUGUUCUACUGCAUGCUGGAGGGCAUGAGUGAAGAUCAGAAGAAGAAGCUGGGCUUGGGCCAGGCCUCUGACUACAACUACUUGGCCAUGGGUAACUGCAUAACCUGUGAGGGCCGGGUGGACAGCCAGGAGUACGCCAACAUCCGUUCCGCCAUGAAGGUGCUCAUGUUCACUGACACCGAGAACUGGGAGAUCUCGAAGCUCCUGGCCGCCAUCCUGCACCUGGGCAACCUGCAGUAUGAGGCCCGCACAUUUGAAAAUCUGGAUGCCUGUGAGGUCCUCUUCUCGCCGUCGCUGGCCACAGCUGCAUCCCUGCUUGAGGUGAAUCCCCCAGACCUGAUGAGCUGCCUGACCAGCCGCACCCUCAUCACCCGUGGGGAGACGGUGUCCACCCCACUGAGCAGGGAGCAGGCACUGGACGUACGCGACGCCUUCGUCAAGGGAAUCUACGGGCGGCUGUUCGUGUGGAUUGUGGACAAGAUCAAUGCUGCAAUUUACAAGCCUCCCUCCCAGGAUGUGAAGAACUCUCGCAGGUCCAUCGGCCUCCUGGACAUCUUUGGGUUUGAGAACUUUGCUGUGAACAGCUUCGAGCAGCUCUGCAUCAACUUUGCCAAUGAGCACCUGCAGCAGUUCUUUGUGAGACACGUGUUCAAGCUGGAGCAGGAGGAGUAUGACCUGGAGAGCAUCGACUGGCUGCACAUCGAGUUCACCGACAACCAGGACGCCCUGGACAUGAUCGCCAACAAGCCCAUGAAUAUCAUCUCCCUCAUCGAUGAGGAGAGCAAGUUCCCCAAGGGCACGGACACCACUAUGUUACACAAGCUGAACUCCCAGCACAAGCUCAACGCGAACUACAUUCCCCCCAAGAACAACCACGAGACCCAGUUUGGCAUCAACCAUUUUGCAGGUGUCGUCUACUAUGAGACCCAAGGCUUCCUGGAGAAGAACCGAGACACCCUGCAUGGGGACAUUAUCCAACUGGUCCACUCCUCCAGGAACAAGUUCAUCAAGCAGAUAUUCCAGGCCGACGUCGCCAUGGGCGCCGAGACCAGGAAGCGCUCGCCCACACUCAGCAGCCAGUUCAAGCGGUCGCUGGAGCUGCUGAUGCGCACGCUGGGUGCCUGCCAGCCCUUCUUUGUGCGAUGCAUCAAGCCCAAUGAGUUCAAGAAGCCCAUGCUGUUUGACCGGCACCUGUGUGUGCGCCAGCUGCGGUACUCAGGGAUGAUGGAGACCAUCCGAAUCCGCCGAGCUGGCUACCCCAUCCGCUACAGCUUCGUGGAGUUCGUGGAGCGGUACCGCGUGCUGCUGCCGGGUGUGAAGCCAGCCUACAAGCAGGGUGACCUUCGCGGGACGUGCCAGCGCAUGGCUGAGACUGUGCUGGGCACCCACGAUGACUGGCAGAUAGGCAAAACCAAGAUCUUUCUGAAGGACCACCAUGACAUGCUGCUGGAAGUGGAGCGGGACAAAGCCAUCACUGACAGAGUCAUCCUCCUCCAGAAGGUCAUCCGGGGGUUCAAAGACAGGUCUAACUUCCUGAAGCUGAAGAACGCUGCCACGCUGAUCCAGAGGCACUGGCGGGGUCACAACUGCAGGAAGAACUACGGGCUGAUGCGUCUGGGCUUCCUGCGGCUGCAGGCUCUACACCGCUCCCGGAAGCUGCACCAGCAGUACCGCCUGGCCCGCCAGCGCAUCAUCCAGUUCCAGGCCCGCUGCCGCGCUUAUCUGGUGCGCAAGGCCUUCCGCCACCGCCUCUGGGCUGUGCUUACCGUGCAGGCCUAUGCCCGGGGCAUGAUCGCCCGCAGGCUGCACCAACGCCUCAGGGCUGAGUACCUGUGGCGCCUCGAGGCUGAGAAAAUGCGGCUGGCAGAGGAAGAGAAGCUCCGGAAGGAGAUGAGUGCCAAGAAGGCCAAGGAGGAGGCGGAGCGCAAGCAUCAGGAACGCCUGGCCCAGCUGGCUCGUGAGGACGCCGAGCGGGAACUGAAGGAGAAGGAGGCUGCUCGGCGGAAGAAGGAGCUCCUAGAGCAGAUGGAAAGGGCCCGCCACGAGCCCGUCAAUCACUCAGACAUGGUGGACAAGAUGUUUGGCUUCCUGGGGACUUCAGGUGGCCUGCCAGGCCAGGAGGGCCAGGCACCUAGUGGCUUUGAGGACCUGGAGCGAGGGCGGAGGGAGAUGGUGGAGGAGGACCUGGAUGCAGCCCUGCCCCUGCCUGAUGAGGAUGAGGAGGACCUCUCUGAGUAUAAAUUUGCCAAGUUUGCUGCCACCUACUUCCAGGGGACAACCACGCACUCCUACACCCGGCGGCCACUCAAACAGCCACUGCUCUACCAUGAUGACGAGGGUGACCAGCUGGCAGCCCUGGCGGUCUGGAUCACCAUCCUCCGCUUCAUGGGGGACCUCCCGGAGCCCAAGUACCACACAGCCAUGAGUGACGGCAGCGAGAAGAUCCCUGUGAUGACCAAGAUUUACGAGACCCUGGGCAAGAAGACGUACAAGAGGGAGCUGCAGGCCCUGCAGGGCGAGGGUGAGGCCCAGCUCCCUGAGGGCCAGAAGAGGAGCAGUGUGAGACACAAGCUGGUGCAUUUGACUCUGAAAAAGAAGUCCAAGCUCACAGAGGAGGUGACCAAGAGGCUGCAUGACGGGGAGUCCACGGUCCAGGGCAACAGCAUGCUGGAGGACCGGCCCACCUCCAACCUGGAGAAGCUGCACUUCAUCAUCGGCAAUGGCAUCCUGCGGCCAGCUCUCCGGGAUGAGAUCUACUGCCAGAUCAGCAAGCAGCUGACCCACAACCCCUCCAAGAGCAGCUAUGCCCGGGGCUGGAUUCUCGUGUCUCUCUGCGUGGGCUGUUUCGCCCCCUCCGAGAAGUUUGUCAAGUACCUGCGGAACUUCAUCCAUGGGGGCCCGCCCGGCUACGCCCCGUACUGUGAGGAGCGUCUGAGGAGGACCUUUGUCAAUGGGACACGGACACAGCCGCCCAGCUGGCUGGAGCUGCAGGCCACCAAGUCCAAGAAGCCAAUCAUGCUGCCCGUGACAUUCAUGGACGGGACCACCAAGACCCUGCUGACAGACUCGGCAACCACGGCCAAGGAGCUCUGCAAUGCGCUGGCCGACAAGAUCUCUCUCAAGGACCGCUUCGGGUUCUCCCUCUACAUUGCCCUGUUUGACAAGCAACAUCAUGCUCAGCAGAGGGGCCCCCGCCCACAAGCCCAGGGGAGGUACCAUGUUGCUGGACACAGUUUGCCUGGAUGUUUCUCACCGAUGCUCCUGUGUUUCCAGGUAUCCUCCCUGGGCAGCGGCAGCGACCAUGUCAUGGACGCCAUCUCCCAGUGCGAGCAGUAUGCCAAGGAGCAGGGUGCCCAGGAGCGCAACGCCCCCUGGAGGCUCUUCUUCCGCAAAGAGGUCUUCACACCCUGGCACAGCCCCUCUGAGGACAACGUGGCCACCAACCUUAUCUACCAGCAGGUGGUGCGAGGAGUCAAGUUUGGGGAGUACAGGUGUGAGAAGGAGGACGACCUGGCUGAGCUGGCCUCCCAGCAGUACUUUGUGGACUAUGGCUCUGAGAUGAUCCUGGAGCGCCUCCUGAACCUCGUACCCACCUACAUCCCCGACCGCGAGAUCACGCCCCUGAAGACGCUGGAGAAGUGGGCCCAGUUGGCCAUUGCCGCCCACAAGAAGGGGAUUUAUGCCCAGAGGAGAACUGAUGCCCAGAAGGUCAAAGAGGAUGUGGUCAAUUAUGCCCGUUUUAAGUGGCCCUUACUCUUCUCCAGGUUUUAUGAAGCCUACAAAUUCUCAGGCCCCAGCCUCCCCAAGAACGAUGUGAUCGUGGCUGUCAACUGGACGGGCGUGUACUUUGUGGACGAGCAGGAGCAGGUACUUCUGGAGCUGUCCUUCCCAGAGAUCAUGGCCGUGUCCAGCAGCAGGGGAGCGAAAACGACAGCCCCCAGCUUCACACUGGCCACCAUCAAGGGGGACGAAUACACCUUCACCUCCAGCAAUGCUGAGGACAUUCGUGACCUGGUGGUCACCUUCCUAGAGGGGCUCCGGAAGAGAUCUAAGUAUGUUGUGGCCCUGCAGGAUAACCCCAACCCCGCGGGCGAGGAGUCAGGCUUCCUCAGCUUUGCCAAGGGAGACCUCAUCAUCUUGGACCACGACACGGGUGAGCAGGUCAUGAACUCGGGCUGGGCCAACGGCAUCAAUGAGAGGACCAAGCAGCGUGGGGACUUCCCCACCGACUGUGUGUACGUCAUGCCCACUGUCACCAUGCCACCGCGGGAGAUUGUGGCCCUGGUCACCAUGACUCCCGACCAGCGGCAGGACGUCGUCCGGCUCUUGCAGCUGCGAACGGCAGAGCCUGAGGUGCGUGCCAAGCCCUACACGCUGGAGGAGUUCUCCUACGACUACUUCAGGCCCCCACCCAAGCACACGCUGAGCCGCGUCAUGGUGUCCAAGGCCCGAGGCAAGGACCGGCUAUGGAGCCACACGCGGGAGCCGCUCAAGCAGGCGCUGCUCAAGAAGCUCCUGGGCAGUGAGGAGCUCUCGCAGGAGGCCUGCCUGGCCUUCAUUGCUGUGCUCAAGUACAUGGGCGACUACCCAUCCAAGAGGACACGCUCUGUCAACGAGCUCACCGACCAGAUCUUUGAGGGUCCCCUGAAAGCCGAGCCCCUGAAGGAUGAGGCGUACGUGCAGAUCCUGAAGCAGCUGACCGACAACCACAUCAGGUACAGCGAGGAGCGAGGUUGGGAGCUGCUCUGGCUGUGCACGGGCCUCUUCCCACCCAGCAACAUCCUCCUGCCCCACGUGCAGCGCUUCCUGCAGUCCCGAAAGCACUGCCCACUAGCCAUCGACUGCCUGCAGCGGCUCCAGAAAGCCCUGAGAAAUGGGUCCCGGAAGUACCCUCCACACCUGGUGGAGGUGGAGGCCAUCCAGCACAAGACCACCCAGAUUUUCCACAAGGUCUACUUCCCUGACGACACUGACGAGGCCUUCGAAGUGGAGUCCAGCACCAAGGCCAAGGACUUCUGCCAGAACAUCGCCACCAGGCUGCUCCUCAAGUCCUCAGAGGGAUUCAGCCUCUUUGUCAAAAUUGCAGACAAGGUCAUCAGCGUGCCUGAGAAUGACUUCUUCUUCGACUUUGUUCGACACUUGACAGACUGGAUAAAGAAAGCUCGGCCCAUCAAGGACGGUGUUCUUCAUGAAGAAGCUGUGGACCACCACGGUGCCAGGGAAGGACCCCAUGGCCGAUUCCAUCUUCCACUAUUACCAGGGUGGUCGUCCUGCUUUCCAGAUUCCCCCAGUGGCUUCCCCUUGCUCUUAGGGCGUAACCCCCGUCCUGACCGUGGCCCUGCCGGGUGGUACCACUACCUGCUCCUGCUGCCUUGCCUUGUACCUGGCUCUCCUUCGGCUCAGCUGGAUUGUUUCCACUUCUCAAGUGUGCCACGGGGCCGUCGUAAUGUUGGGAUGCUCUUCCCUCACCUACUGAGCUUUUAGAUGUCAAUCAGCCAUCUUAUCUUAAAGGAAGUCUGCCCUGCCCUCAAGCCUAGAUUAGGUCACCUUGUUAUAUUCUCUUAUGGCACUGUGAACAAUUCCUUCGAAGGUUGUCAUUAUGUGUCUGUUUGGUAUGAUUUUUAAUGUCUGUCCUUGCCCUGAGACUCCAAGUUCCAUGGGAGUAGGGAGGGUAGGCAUUGUUGCUUAAAGGGCCUGGCUCAUAGAUGUUCAAUGCAUACUUGUUGGAUUGAUGAAUGGGGAAUAGGUAAACCGGUGACUCAGGGAACAUAUAGGUGGGAGGAUGAAUGCUGAGUGAAUUGAUGGGUGGAUAUUGGUGAGUGAAUGGGUGAGUAGGUAGGUGAGUGGGUGGAUGGGUGGGUAGAUGGAUGGACAGGUAGGGAGAUGGAUGGAGGUAGGUGUGUAGGUACAUAGACCCAUAACCACAUGGAUGGGUGGAUAGGAUAGCUAAUGAUUGACUCAGGUCUCUGAUUGACAGUAUGUCCUCAGGUCAGCCUCAGUUUCUCUACCUUUCAAAUCGUGCAUGAGAUGAUCAUAAGGCUCCAGGAGUCUGUGGGCAGCCCCAGCCCUUCAGAGGCUUCGUCUCUGCCCUGGGCUGAUUCCCCAGCAUAAGUUCCUCGGGUUUGGGGUCUGGAAGUUCAAGGGGGUGUGAGGGCCUCUGUUGCUGUUGCUGCUGCUGCUAAAAGCAGCUGGUCUCAAGAGAACCCAGUGCAAGGAGGCCAGACUGAGAGGCUCUUCCAAAGGAGAAUGGGCCCAGGAGGUGACAAGUAUAGAACAGUCUCAGGGUUGCCAGCUGGUCACUCUGAGUUUCUUCAUCUUGAAAUGGGGCUGCUCAUCUCACUGGACUGUUACAGGGGGAUAUGAGGUAACUGACAAGGCCAUGCGCUCCAACUGCCGAGUGCUGAGUCUGUGCAGGCAGACUUGCUCUGUCCCUGUCCUGUGCCAUCUCCCCUGGGGGAGCAGUGUCAGCUGAGGCUGGAAAGGUGGGUGGGCCCAUGUGCGGGGUAAGGUGGUAGACCCUGGCCUUGGGGAUCUUGGUGUGGUAGGAAAAGAGCCCACUUCUGCCAGGUCCCUGCACGCCUGUGACCUGCUCUGUCU